GAUUUUUCUGUAAUAUGCGGCAGAAGACAAUGUCUUACAAACUGUUCUUCAUCUUGGUUCUGCUACAUGUCGCUGUUGGGCGCGAGGUGCGCGGUCCCUCUCAAAGAAAACUGGAACGGUUCAGAGGAGUUUCUUUGAAGGCUGUACCCCCAGAAGUUUUUACCUCUUGCCUGCUCCGUUGUCAGAAACGUGAUCGGUGUCAGAUAGGAACGAGACAAAGUGGCCGGUUUUCGUCGCAGGAUAAAUGUUACAGAUGCAUUGAAAGGUGCUGGCUCGACAAAACAUACGUUAGUCCUAAAUCUAUAGAAGUGUGA
Cylicocyclus nassatus is the source of this 314-nucleotide messenger RNA. The record is from the annotation of a GenBank genome assembly. NCBI's taxonomy places the organism in Eukaryota, Metazoa, Nematoda, Chromadorea, Rhabditida, Strongylidae.